CCCUGCCCACGAAGCAUGGGCAUAGCAACACUGUGGGUGUGGCAGCACUCAUAAAAUUCACCAAUGAUUAUUUUAUCAACAAACAAGGAAUAAUGGCGAGUUCACUAGGCUGGCUGGUUGUGGCUGCUCUAAUAACCCUGGGCUCCUCUACACAUGAGCUAUAUGAUGGAAACUUGAGGCUGGUAGACAACUCAGGCCAAACAGGAGGCUCCUCUGGCAGACUGGAGGUCUAUUACAGUGGACAAUGGGGGACAGUGUGUGAUGACGACUUCAGUCCAAAUGAUGCAAGGGUGGCUUGUCGUCAACUAGGGUACUCAACCUACAGUCGAUACGAUAGCGUUGGAGGACUAAGUUUUUCCCAAGCUUCAUCAUCCACUCGGACAUGGCUGGAUGAGCUUCGUUGCUCAGGAAUUGAGAGUAGACUCAUUAAUUGCCCUGCUAACACUAUCGGAGUUGAAGAUUGCACCCAUUCUGAAGAUGUGGCCUUGAUCUGCACUAAUAUCGAUAGUACUACAACGAGUACUGGAUCUGAAAAUGUGAGACUGGUUGGUCUCGAUGGCCAUACUAGAGGAAUGGGUGGGCGUGUUGAGGUCUAUAUAAACGGCGUGUGGUACACUGUCUCUCAGAACUCAGCCACACUUCAAGAUACGGACGUUAUUUGUCAACAGUUGGGCUUUCCAACUGGCGUGUAUUAUGGCAGUGUGGCAGAUUUGGGAUAUUCCGCAAAUUUUUUUUCUCCUGUGGUUGGUAGUCUUGGCUGUACUGGGUCUGAGAGCAGAGUGUCAGACUGUCCUUACACCCUUAGCUCCAGUUCAUUCAUAAACCAGCUGGCAGUGAUGUGUGGUGGCACACGGUACAGCCAAGGAAGUGCCCAGUUUGGGCCUAUAGGGGGUGAGAUUCGACUCAACACUGACAGUGACUCUCGUCCUUUCUCUGGUCGACUGGAGAUCUAUAUCAACAACCAGUGGGGGACAGUCUGUGAUGAUGGAUUUCAACAAACUGAGGCAGAGAGGGCUUGCAGACAACUUGGGCUGUUGGACAAUCUUUAUUAUGGCAACGUUGGGGACCUUCGCUUUGCACAAGGUUCUGAUCCCAUCUGGAUCGAUAAUAUCGGCUGCAGUUCAGAACAAAGUGAGACUAUUGCCGAGUGUGCCUCUGGAACAUUUGGUGUCCAUGACUGUAGCCAUAGUGAAGAUGUAGCACUGGUCUGUCUUGGAGAGGGUUCCGUGCGACUGAGGUCUAAUGGAGGGCUGGGAUCAACGGGUCCGGACGUGUCUACUGGUCUACUGGAGGUGUACGCUGGGGGUGAGUGGGGGACCGUGUGUGAUGACCAGUUUACGCAGACGUCAGCUAACCUUGCCUGUCGUCAACUGGGAUAUUUUUUUUCAAACAGCUUUGAUGAUGUGGAUAUAUCAUCCAGCAGCCUGCCGAUUCUAUUGGACGAUGUUCAGUGCACAGCAAGUGAUGAGUAUCUCCUCCUCUGUAGUCACAAUGGUAUUGGGUCACACAACUGUGGCCACUCGGAGGACCUGGAGUUGUCCUGUUCCGCUACUAGUACUGGUGCUAUAGUGGCCAUUGCCGUUACUGUCCCUCUUCUUGUCAUCAUUUUAUUCCUCAUCUGCUGUUGUCUGUGCUGCUGUUACUGCUACAAACAGACGUCGUCUAAAUCAGUUGCUCCCAAUCAAGUGGUUGUUCGUCCUCAAGCUAACGCCUACCCCAUGCAAACCGUACAACCGCAAUCAGCGUACCCGGUCCAGGCUGGCUAUCCUCAGCAAUAUCCCGCAAAUCCUCCUGCAAAAUUGUCUCCAUAUCCGACUAACCAGGCUGCCCCCACUCAGAAUUUGUAUGGGUCUCAACCAGCAGCUCCCUACCCGACUGGACAAUAUGCCUACCCCUCAGCCCCCUACGCCACUGGACACCAACCCCCAGCCCCCUACGCCACUGGACAGCAACCCCCAGCCCCCUAUCCCACUGGACAGCAACCCCCAGCCCCCUACCUCACUGGACAGCAACCCCCAGCCCCCUACCCAUCUGGCGGAGUAGCGGGUCCCACAACUCAGCCCCACGUAAAAGAUGCCCCGCCCACCUAUUCUGAGAUAUUUACCGCACCACCACCCCAGUGAGAUCCAGCCUUACCACUGUACACUGACUGCUUAAUUGUAAUAACUGUAAGAAACGUAUCUUUUAGAUUGGACGAAUGUUGCUAGAUCUAGUAUAGUAUAUAUACAAUGCUGUUUUUAUUCCAUUCAACUUUAUUCAUUGCAAUUAAAAAUUUUGAGAAAACAA
Messenger RNA from Halichondria panicea, 2286 nucleotides. Its product is annotated as scavenger receptor cysteine-rich type 1 protein M130-like. The transcript has 10 exons. Lineage: Eukaryota; Metazoa; Porifera; Demospongiae; Suberitida; Halichondriidae. The record is from RefSeq and is a predicted model, not a curated record. Gene Ontology annotation, cellular component: membrane. The coding region runs from base 93 to 2123 and encodes 676 amino acids.